ACGGUGUUGAGUUGAGGGCACACGUCUGCUGUUGAUAUCGUCGCGAGAGCAAACGGCGGACUGCAACUCACGUGCCAAGAUCCGCCGUCACUUCGACUUUUGAUUCACAUUACGGUCACGAUGACGAGCGUAUUGUCAUGGGCAGAAUCACUUUCACUGUUGUCCCUGUCAGUCGCAUGCGCGGGUGUGCUGGCAAACACGCUUCACGGUGACGGUGAGCCGCUUGUAGCGUCGAUAGCAUUCAGCGGAUUGGCGUUCGUAUCCUGCUAUGCAUUAAUACGAUGGCUCGGAGAUGCCUUCAUGAAGCGUGGCUUCAAAGGAAAGGAUCUCUGUAAGCUGAAGCAGACUGAGAUACCGGAGAUGAUGGGAGCAGUGUGUGCAAUGGUGUAUCUCUUCAUUAUUAUUUUUUUCAUCCCAUGGCCGUUCUACAAGGACAUUGUGGUCGCAACCUCAGGGGGCGGCAACAGAGAUAUCAUCAAAGAACUGGAAUUAAUCGAGACGGGCAGGCUUCUGCACAGAUUUCCUCACAACAAGCUUGCAUCGUAUCUAUCGGCCAUUCUGUCACUUCAGACUAUUGUGCUGCUCGGUGUUGGCGAUGACUUGUUCGACAUAAGAUGGCGCCACAAGGUGCUCAUCCCAGCUUUUGCAGUCAUCCCCAUGCUUGUUGUAUACUUUGUCGACUUUGGCGUCACGCAAAUGGUUGUCCCUGUUCCGCUCAGGCCUUAUCUGGGCGAGUUGUUCGAUCUCGGAUGGUUGUACUAUGUCUACAUGGCACUCAUGUCCAUCUUCUCUUCCAACAGCAUCAACAUUUUGGCAGGCAUCAACGGCAUUGAAGUGGCUCAGUCGGUGGUCAUUGCAGUUCUGAUUGUUAUCAACGACAUGCUGUAUCUUUCGCCCUUUACGCCCUACCCUCACCCGGCGACAGACUCUCAUCUUUUCUCGCUGUACCUACUGCUUCCCUUUAUUGGAGUCUCUGUUGCGCUGUUGAUGCAUAACUGGUAUCCGGCAAAAGUGUUUGUGGGCGACACGUACUGCUACUUUGCAGGCAUGGUGUUUGCUGUUGUUGCGAUUCUCGGGCACUUCAGCAAGACGCUGAUAUUGCUCCUUGUACCACAAGCAUUCAACUUUGUCUACUCAGCACCCCAAAUCUUCCAUGUCAUUCCGUGCCCCCGACAUCGGCUUCCCCGUUUCAAUGCACGGACUGGACUGCUAGAGCCCUCGCGCGUUGAAUUCACCAAACCGCUGCGAAAACCGAUAGCGGAGAGUCUCAAGGUGCUACACCGGCUUCGGAUGUUGGAUGUUGAAGUCAAUGCCGAAGGGCAGGUGGUUUCGUCGAGUAACUGGACGCUAAUCAAUUUGUGGCUGGUGUGGUUUGGGCCGAUGCGGGAGGAUCGGCUGGCCAUGGGUCUGCUGGUAUUCCAGUUCGCCAUUGGCAUCUUGGGCCUGUUUGUUCGGCAUCGGAUGGCAUUGCUUAUCUUCACCGCUGAUAACUUGUAGACGGUUUGGGAUGGCGGAUUUUGUUAAGUUUGGCUUGCGUGGCAUAACGGCGUCCAUUGGUGUUGAUAUUUAGACUUUGAUGUAUAAUACCGAGCAUCAGCGUAUGCUGUGACAGCAAUCGAGAGCGUAGCACUCGGCUACUUCAUGUCGCCCCGGAACAUGGCGGGAGCACGAUCUUACAAUGAUCCAUGCUGUACGCGGUCGAGUAUCCGUGGCUCUUGCAUGUUGA
Molecule: messenger RNA, 1726 nt
Organism: Bipolaris maydis ATCC 48331
Lineage: Eukaryota; Fungi; Ascomycota; Dothideomycetes; Pleosporales; Pleosporaceae
Source: RefSeq, a predicted model, not a curated record